CAGACGUAGUAUCAUCUUUCUCUUACUUAUUUAUACAGAGCAGUUGUUUCUCUGUUUCACUCACGAAAAUUUUGAAGUUGCUAAUUUUGCUCUGUGUCCACAAUGUACAAUCUCAAAUGGAAAACUCCAUUUUUGCUCACACUUUUAGCUGUCUCAGCUAUUGUCUCUCUCACAUUCUUCACCUCUCUUUCCAAAAACUCUUCAAAAACAGUACAAAUUCAUGUCCAUAAAAACAUUCAAAUCGCGCAUUCUCAUUGUGAAGACGCACUAUACAAACAGCUCUGCGUCUCUACUCUCUCUUCAAUUCCAGAUCUCGCUCAAAAAUCCAUUUCUCAAAUAAUUUCUUCUACUAUAAAUAUCACAGUUUUGGAAGUCAAAGCUUCUGCUAAAAACUGCACUGAUAUUCGUGAGGAUUUGCCUAAACUUGAGCCAUAUGAAAAACGCGCUCUCGAAGACUGUAUUCAGCUCUUGGAUAACACAAUUAUUGAGCUAACAAGUAGUCUCGUCGAUCUUUCUCCUAAGAAGAGAUCUCCUUCUCAGAACUAUAACGAUUUGCAAACACUUCUAAGUGCUGCAAUGACGAAUCAAGCAACUUGCCUUGAUGGACUUGGUCGUAGUAAGAAGAAUUUGAGACGGUACAUUCAGCAUCGCCUGCAUACAAUUUCUCACCAUGUGAGUAAUUGUCUAGCAAUGCUGAAGAAAUUGAAUAAGAAGCCGACCAAAUCUCAGGAAAUUUUCCCUGAAUACGGUGCGGUACAUGACGGUUUCCCCAAAUGGAUUAAGAGGAGAGACAGAGCACUUUUACAAGCUCCAAUUAAUUCGACGAAAAUCAAUUUGGUGGUUGCUAAGGAUGGUACUGGUAAUUUUAGUACAAUUAACGAAGCAUUAAGUGCAGCUCCAAAUUCCAGUAGUACGAGAUUUGUGAUUUACAUUAAGGCGGGGGCGUAUUUUGAAUAUAUUGAAGUAGUGAAGAAGAAGAGCAUGAUAAUGUUCCUCGGAGAUGGGAUCGGAAAGACGCUGAUAAAGGGAAAUCGUAGCGUCGUCGAUGGAUGGACUACUUUCCGAUCUGCUACCGUCGCCGUAGUGGGAAAUGGAUUUUUAGCAAAGGGCAUUACAUUUGAAAACUAUGCUGGACCAAGCAAGCACCAAGCAGUUGCAGUUAGAAGUAGCUCAGAUUUCUCUGCCUUCUACCAAUGCAGCUUUGUGGCAUAUCAAGACACUCUCUACGUCCAUUCCCUUCGACAAUUUUAUCGCGAUUGUGACGUUUAUGGUACUGUAGACUUUAUUUUUGGUAACGCAGCAGUUGUGUUACAAAAUUGCAGCUUAUAUGCUCGUAAACCUAACGAAAACCAAAAGAACAUAUUCACAGCACAAGGAAGAGAAGAUCCUAAUCAGAACACCGGGAUUUCAAUUUUGAGUGGUAAAAUUGCUUCUGCUGCUGAUUUAAUCCCGGUGGAAUCAACGUUCAAAAAUUAUCUAGGACGACCCUGGAAAGAAUAUUCGAGGACUGUUUUCAUGCUAACGCAUAUUGGUAGCUUGAUUGAUCCUGCUGGAUUCUUGGAAUGGAAUGGUACUUUCGCGUUGAGUACACUUUAUUAUGGAGAGUAUAUGAACAGAGGACCUGGUUCAAAUACGAGUGCUAGAGUGAAUUGGCCUGGUUACAGGGUAAUUAACAAUUCUGCUGAGGCUAGUCAGUUUACUGUAGGGAAUUUCAUUGAAGGAAAAGAAUGGCUACCUGGUACUGGAUUUCCAUUUUAUCUUAAUUUAACUGCCUCUUAAUUGUUUCGAUAUGAGGAAAAUUGAAAUCAAGAUUGUAAUUCUUGAGGAAGUUAAUGGUAUUUGUAUUAGUACUUAUUAAGUUAUUACUAGUAUAUGAAAAAGUUGAGUUGAAAUUCAAUAUGUUUACUUACCUGAUAUG
Molecule: messenger RNA, 1918 nt
Organism: Solanum dulcamara
Lineage: Eukaryota; Viridiplantae; Streptophyta; Magnoliopsida; Solanales; Solanaceae
Product: pectinesterase-like
Exons: 2
Coding region: 103-1779 (558 amino acids)
Biological process (GO): cell wall modification
Molecular function (GO): pectinesterase activity; pectinesterase inhibitor activity
Source: RefSeq, a predicted model, not a curated record